Trichoderma atroviride IMI 206040 is the source of this 1514-nucleotide messenger RNA. Lineage: Eukaryota; Fungi; Ascomycota; Sordariomycetes; Hypocreales; Hypocreaceae. The record is from RefSeq and is a predicted model, not a curated record.
AGAUAACCAAAAGAAUCGGCAAUUUCGCAUAAAGCGAAGUAGUAUCAUCGUGACUCUCUCCCGACAUUUAAUCUUCACUCAAGUUCAAAUAUUUAUCGACUUUUCACUUGAAAAUCCUGCACUCCCAGGCCCAUACCAGCUAAGGUUACUGACACGACCUCGAUCCUCAUCUAGGCAUACAACCUAACCUAGACUGUCAUAAAUAACACAAGCAACAACGGGACGACGCAAGCAAUAUGAGUGGCGAAAACAAAGCCUUUUUCUAUGGUACACAGAUGGCUCCCGAAGUGUUCUUUAGCGUUUGCUAUGGCGAUAGGCAGCCACCACAGGCAAUUCAAGACCUUCAUACGUUUACACCUGCUAUUCUAGAUGGUUACUGUCGCCACAGAGUCCAAUCCGAAGACUACCCAGCCAUCAUUGCCGAGGAGGGUCACUGCGUGCGGGGCAUGUACGCGACUGGACUGACAGAGGCCAAUCUGCAAAAGCUGGAUGUCUUUGAAGGAAAUGAGUAUGAACGAAUCGACACCAAGGUUAGGUUGCUGAAGAAGGAGGGCGAGAAGGAAGUUGAGGGAGAGAUCAAGGAGGCAUCCGUCUAUGUGUUCCUGAACCCUGGGGCGCUGGAGAAGCGCGAAUGGGAUUUUGAAGAUUUCCGCCAAAACAAAAUGAAGCUGUGGACGCGAGGAGACUGGAUAUUUCCUGAUGAUAAUCGGACGGCAAAUGCAGUCGGCGCUUAACUGGCGAAUGCAGAGGCGACACGUAUAACGCAUAUAAUAAGAUCUAGGAGCUAGAUUAGUUAUGCUGUUAGAUAUUAUGUAUUUUUUGAAUAGUUGAUAGCGGAUGAUGCGUAAAUAAACGUCUUAUGUGUAGAAGGCAAGAUAGUAUAAAACGAUAAGACGUCAGGCUUCACCAAUUCUCUCAGCCAAGCAGCCAACUCUUCUGUGAAUGGUGCGCACCAUGGGAGGGUGACAUCCGUUCUGCUUAGGAUAGAUACCCGGAACGGGAAAUAUUUGUGGACACGCGGGUUCAGAGACCAGGAAUCUACCUUUACCCAGACCACGGGUCGACAAACGUGCACUUGGCGGAACCAACAGCUCGGACUUCUACUUCGACCAACAAUGCGUAUGAUUGAGCAGUCUCCACAUUCAACGACAUGUUGGCAUCACAUGUAAUUGCGUAUAUAUUAGACAAUGAGAAAUUUACAGCAGUGGAUUCAUUAAAUUACCUAAAUACAUGCUUAUUGCCGCAUAGGAAGCGCCAGGGAAUACGUUGACUGUAUGUGGCCCUCCCGGCGACGCAAUUUGCGAGAAGCCAGCACUAUGGACGAAACGAGAAGGUCAGAACACCAACGCAAAUUUUAGGUGAAUUUCGGAUAGGAUUCCGAAGUAAUUUGUCUGUAACACUGUUAGCGAACGGAGCAUUUCAAGCUUAAGUAAAUUAAACAGGGUUCAGCGAGAAAAGCAAUGUCCACGGCAUGGCUCCCGAUUGCAAUUUUAGCCUCUAGUUCUCCUGUGCUU